This is a messenger RNA of Seminavis robusta, 285 nucleotides long. NCBI's taxonomy places the organism in Eukaryota, Bacillariophyta, Bacillariophyceae, Naviculales, Naviculaceae. The record is from the annotation of a GenBank genome assembly.
AUGAGACGUCUCGUAGCAGCUGUAUGUUUUUUGGUAGCGCUGCAGCAUGGAGAAGCUAGUUCUAUCAGACGCCUCAAAGGGCACAACAGGAAGCUUCAAACAAAUUCAGUUACGCUGACGAGACCACCAGAUCCUAAACAAAGCCAAGAGGCCAAAACCGGCUCAAAGGCACCCACGAAGCAACCAUCCACAAAGGCUCCAACCUCCAAAGCGCCCACUGGGUCGACUGGAACCAAAUCACCAGUCGCGUAUGCUGCUACCAACGAUAUAGCCUAUGACCAUUGG